UAGUAAAUUUGCUCAAUUUUGUAAUUUUCACUACAUUGCGUGAGACACAAUCGAUGGCAGAAGACCAUUUAGGGAACAGUUUUCUUUUCAGUAAAUGCAGAUGGUUGUGUGAUCACUGUGUUCUCUAACUAAAUAUUGUCGUUAUUUCAUUGGCAAUAGAAUUCAUUACUUCAGUAUUUCAUACAACAGUAAUUUUACUAAUUCUACUGAUUUCAAAGUAUCUGAGAUCAAAUAUUAGCGAAUAUAACGAAUUGCAAAAUCUUCCGAGUUUUUUGACAGCUGCUUGUGUUGACUGUCAUUUACAAUAUGGACAGUCAGGUAUGCAGAGACGGUAGACUGAUAGGUGUGAUUGAUGAAGCUUGGCGCAAGGAACGUUUGCCUAUCGACGACAUCUCAACACCAGUAGCUGAAUUGCCUGAUCCCGAGAGUGAUAACGGCGAUUCUCACAUGACAUUAAAGGAGUUAGAACAGAAAUGGAGUAAUUUGGCUUUAAGUUCUCUCAGUGACAAUCAUUUGCACUCUCCAACGCCUCUGCAUAAUUGAACAUUUUGGAUCUUCCAAGUGUUUGAAGAAUCAUUAAGAAUCAGAUCUAAUUACAGUCUAUAUUUAUAAUUGCAUCACAAUGGAAUUUCCAGAAACUG
Molecule: messenger RNA, 641 nt
Organism: Linepithema humile (Argentine ant)
Lineage: Eukaryota; Metazoa; Arthropoda; Insecta; Hymenoptera; Formicidae
Product: anaphase-promoting complex subunit 13
Biological process (GO): protein K11-linked ubiquitination
Cellular component (GO): anaphase-promoting complex
Source: RefSeq, a predicted model, not a curated record